AUGCCAGUCACAAGGGUUGAGGAAUGGCUACAAUCAGACCGUGAUUGCGACCGACGGGAUGCUCAUCCUCAUGCUCCUCCACACCGCUGCCGCAGAAUCAUCAAGGAAUGGACGACGGAGGAUGGCGCAUUUGUGACGUGCUAUGCUGACGAUGGGACUCAACAGACACAUAAACUAGUCGCCAUGUCUUCUCUUUCGCGUCGUGCUUGCUACAAGUGCGGAAACGUUGGCCACUAUGCUGAAGUUUGCUCCUCUGCUGAGCGUCUCUGCUACAAUUGUAUGUACAUUCCAUCUUCAAAUCCAAAUCCUCCCUUGUUGCACGAAGCCAGCUAACCUUUCUCUCUUCGUAGGCAAGCAACCAGGUACUACUCGACCUUUCUCAAUAUCACCUUUCCAUUACCGACAUCGUCUAACAUUAUAAUAGGUCAUGAAUCCAAUGGUUGUCCCUUGCCACGAACCACUGAGGCUAAGCAAUGCUAUCACUGCCAGGGUUUAGGCCAUGUCCAGGCCGACUGCCCAACUCUCCGACUCAGUGGAGCUGGCACGGGUGGUCGAUGCUAUAACUGUGGUCAGCCCGGUCAUUUGGCUGUAGGUUCUUCAAAUUCUUGUUAGUUGCACAGAUACUGAUGGUUUACAGCGUUCUUGCCCUGCUCCGGCUGGUCCAGGUCCUAUUGGUGGUGCUGGUCGUGGCAUCGGUGCGCCUCGAGGAGGUUUUGGUGGCGGAUUUGUUCCUCGUGGAGGCGGACUUGCUGGAGGCCCACGCCCGGCAACAUGCUACAAGUGUGGUGGUCCAAACCAUUUCGCUCGCGAUUGCCAGGCUCAAGCCAUGAAGUGCUACGCUUGCGGAAAGUUGGGACACAUUUCUCGGUAAGCCUUCACAUUACCAUGUUAUGAAACCACGGGUAAACUGACUAAAUAUAGUGACUGCACUGCGCCUAACGGUGGACCUUUGAACACGGCCGGCAAGACUUGCUACCAAUGUGGCGAGGCAGGUCACAUCUCUAGAGAUUGUAAGUUUAGACUUUCCAACCCCGCGUUUGUUUCAUGUUUAUACCUGUGGCCCCAUUAUGCUCAAGUCAUAGCGAACCCUGCCUUGCAGAGCACGUGUUUGGAGAUCCAAAAUUCCCCAACUAACUUUUGAUAUAGGCCCACAAAAGGCUACCAAUGGAGACCACACUGCUGAUGGUGUCGACCUUGGUGUUCCGGUUGCCGUUGCGCCCAUUCAACCUAUUGCAUAGGUCGGUGCUUAAUUGGACCAACACAGGGCAAUAGUAUACGAUGAACUAUUGUGACCGACCUGUGACAUUUUACACGAUCAUCGCUUUUCAUAUCUGUAUUUUUGGACACAACAAGGAUCGUCUUCCCGCUCAUUCUGUUCUGCAUAAUGCCCGGCUCGGCAUACGAAAAUCGUUAUUUUUCACUUACGGAUUGCUUUUCAUGGCGCCUGGUCUUCGCAUGUUUUUUCUCCAUACGAACCCCCAAAAGCUUUUGCACGAUAAUUCAUUUCCUACCUUUACGACUUGGCAACCCCGGUAGAUACCAUUUUGACCUUUCAACAACGUGGCGUCAACACAUUAAUUUCAUGUUUUCUCGGGUAGAAAUCAGUGUAUUCCUUCUUGUCCUGGGCAAGGGUGGUAGGACGCUUUUGAAACUACAUGGAGAUGGCGGAGGCGAACAGCGAACAAAAACCUGGUGUAGGUAGCAGCG
This is a messenger RNA of Hymenoscyphus albidus, 1707 nucleotides long. The record is from the annotation of a GenBank genome assembly. Lineage: Eukaryota; Fungi; Ascomycota; Leotiomycetes; Helotiales; Helotiaceae.